Messenger RNA from Drosophila bipectinata, 1223 nucleotides. RefSeq names its product probable chitinase 2. Gene Ontology annotation, molecular function: chitin binding; chitinase activity. The record is from RefSeq and is a predicted model, not a curated record. NCBI's taxonomy places the organism in Eukaryota, Metazoa, Arthropoda, Insecta, Diptera, Drosophilidae. Gene Ontology annotation, biological process: carbohydrate metabolic process; chitin catabolic process. Gene Ontology annotation, cellular component: extracellular region.
AUGGGAAAACUAUUAGCUAUUCUUGCAGUCCUCUGCCUAAAGUCCUUUGAGUUUUCAUACUCUACAGACAUCAUCAACUGCUACUGGGGCACCUGGGCCUACUACCGCACCGGCGAUGGCAAGUUCGAUGCCUCAAACAUCAAUCCCAGGUUGUGCACCCACUUGAGCUACUCCUUCUUCGGCAUCAACGACAGCGGUGAGAUCGUUUCACUGGACACCUGGCUCGACUACGACCUGGGAUUCAUCAGCAAGGCUGUUGGUCUUAAGAGACAGAAUCCCAGCUUGAAGGUCCUGGCCGUGGUCGGUGGCUGGAACCAGGGUUCCAUCAAGUACUCCUCCAUGGCCGGCGAUAAGCACAAGCGCCAGAACUUCGUUAAAUCUGCUGUGAACCUGCUUAGCAAGAACGGAUUCGAUGGUCUGGACUUGGACUGGGAGUAUCCAAGCCAGCGUGGUGGAAACUCACACGAUCGCGCCAACUUUGUGACGCUUCUGCGGGAACUGAAGAAAGCUUUCGAUCCCCGAGGCUAUCAGUUAACUAUAGCAGUUGGAGCUGGAGAGAAAAUUGCCAGUGUCUCCUACGAUAUUGCCAACAUCGUCCCGUAUGUCAAAUUCAUCAAUCUGAUGACCUACGACUUUGCCACGGCCUCCGAUGGAAAGACCGGCUUCAACUCCCCCCUGAUGGCCAUCGAAAACUCCAUUAUCUUCUGGCUAAACCAUGGUGCUCCCGCCAACAAGCUAGUCCUAGGUGUGGGCACGUACGGCCGAACCUUCCAGCUGUCGGACGCCUCCCAGAACAAGCCCGGAGCUCGGUGUCUUGGCGGUGGCUCCGCCGGAACCUACACCCGCGAAAGCGGUUUCUUGGGCUACAACGAAAUCUGCCUGAAUAAGUGGAAGACCAUCUUCGAUAAUAAGAAUGACUCUCCCUACGCCUUCUCCGGCGACCAAUGGGUUAGCUUCGACAACGAGUUCAGUGUGGAGCUCAAGAUGUACUCAGCUUUUUCCCAUGGACUGGCUGGAGUCAUGAUCUGGUCCCUGGAGACGGACGACUUCCGCGGCAAGUGCGGCCAGUCCUACCCCCUGUUGAAGACCAUCAACAAGAUAAUGCAUAAAUGAAAAAACUUCAAAAAUAUGUAUAUAAAUUAUUAGAAUUAAGCUUUUGAAACUUAAAUCUGUUGUAAAAGAGGGUUUUUUAGGAAUAUAUUCAUUGAUUUUAUUGAAUAUUU